Molecule: messenger RNA, 2077 nt
Organism: Misgurnus anguillicaudatus (oriental weatherfish)
Lineage: Eukaryota; Metazoa; Chordata; Actinopteri; Cypriniformes; Cobitidae
Source: RefSeq, a predicted model, not a curated record
AUACAUCCCGCGUGCUGGACACACUAUCACAAUAAACACCGCUAAUUUCUAAAGGGGAGUAAAUGACAAGGACGGGUAGGAGGGAAGAAAGGGGAGGGGAAUUGACAUUAAAGAAACACUACACACAAGGAAACUACACCGCAGACACGCACAAGCCUUCAUUUUAUGUUUUUGAUAAACAGCUUGACGGCGAGUGCGCGCACAAAAGUCUUACAUUGUAACACAGCGCUCAACUGAAGUGAGCAAAAGAAAAGCAGGAGCAGUUUCGCAUCAAAACCGUUUUCCGAUCGAGAAAUGGGCUCAGAGCCACCAUCAUCUCCUCAGGUGGUUGAGGAAGGAGCUGAUGAAGAGGAUGAGGAGUUGAGUGGUGCUGAAGAUGCAGACCCAAGGGCUUCAUCUGGCAGGGGUUCCCUUUUAACCAGGAGGGGCAUCACAUUAAGGGUUCUUUUAAAAGAUGGACUUGUGGAGCCCGGAGAUGGCUUUCUAUCCAUACACUACCUGGGUAAGAAGUUUGUGGGAGAUCUUUUGAACGACGGGAAGAUCCGUUGGGUGGAGACAGGGCAGAUUUUUAAUUCUCCAAGUGCCUGGGCCACGCACUGUAAGCGGCUGGUUAACCCUGCGAAGAAGUCUGGAUGCGGCUGGGCUUCGGUGCGGUACCGCGGACAAAAACUGGUCCAGUACAAAACCACCUGGCUUCAAAAAUACCAGCCCAGUGCUGACAUGAGCCUGAUAAGUGAAGGAGAGGAUGAUGAGAUGGGUGAUGAAGAUGAGGAAGAGGGGAAAACGCCCAUGCCACUGGAGGACAAGAAUAAAAAGUCCAAACAUGAGCUGCAUGAUAUUGGCCUGAUACAGAGGAGAGAACGAGAGAGAAUUCCAGUCAGGUAUUGCACUCUUGGCACCAGAGAUGCUGCAAGGGAUCCUCACACUCUCAUAGAGCUUUCCGCAUUUUCCGCGAUCAACCGCUUCCAGCCUUUCAAUGUAGCCGUGUCCAGCAAUGUUCUUCUACUAAUGGAUUUCCACUGUCACCUGACCACUAGUGAGGUGGUGGGGUAUUUAGGGGGCCGAUGGGACACUAACACACAGUUGCUGACUGUCUUGCGGGCAUUCCCUUGUCGCACACGGUUAGCGGAUAAAGACGCUGCACCUGCUGUUGAAGAAGAGAUUUGUCAAAAUCUUUUCAUGAGGGGACUGUCAUUGGUGGGAUGGUAUCACAGUCACCCGCGAGGUCCCGCCCUUCCAUCAAUACAGGAUAUUGAUUCGCAGAUGGAUCACCAGCUUCGCCUACAAGGCAGCAGUAAUGGAUUUCAGCCAUGUCUGGGGAUUAUCUGUGGACCAUAUUACCAUGGCAACCAGGGUGUUGCCUCCACCAUCACGCCAUUCUGGGUAGUGCCACCUCCAGAGCAAAGACCGAAUGAUUACGGAAUCCCUGUGGCUGUAGAGGUCACGUACGUGCAAGACAACUUCCUCACUACAGAUGUCCUCAAUGAGAUGAUGCUGUUGGUGGAGUUUUAUAGGUCUGCUCCAGACCUGGUGCAUUUUAGUCAGAUGUGGAGUCCUAAUACCUCAAUACUGGAUAAAAUUAAGGCUUCUCUGAGUGGCCAUGCACCCAAAGACCAAGCAUAUGCGCAGAUCCUGGAGCAUGUGUACAACCAACUGCGCAACACUCAGUGACUGGAGCAGUUUGUGUUAGUUAACUGUUAGAACUGUUUAUCAGUCAGUGCUAAUUUGGACCUCCUACCCUGUGCAUUACUGCCUGUGCACUGUUAUACUGUAUAUGAGAUGCCUUUAUGGAGGAUAUAUCAUAUAUGCUUCCGUUCAAACUGUUGCCUUUAGGACUGUUAGGUCUGUAUCACUGCUGUGGUUCAUGAGGUUCUGCAAUAUGUGUGCUUGUCUUCCUCUGUGGUAGAAAGGUUUGGUGGGUAGUUAGGAUAGACGGGUAAAUAAUUCCUUAUUCUCUUUAUAUGCUGGUAUUUAUCUGUUUGUGUGUUUAGAUUUGUGCCAUGUUAACUAACUCCCCAGUAUGGGAACAAUGCCUUUCACCUGCUGAAUACCUUAAAAAUACACUGGAACAAAUGAG